CCAUCAUCAAUGUUUAAUAUUUCUCCAUCGGGUUUUUUUCCGCUCUCUCUCUGCGAUCCUUUUAGAGGCUUUGCUUGGUCACCCGUCGCAACGACUCACAACUAGCUUAUUUCCUGUGUUCUUCCCUCAAGCUAGUGGGGUCUUCCAACAUGUUCAGACGCGCUGUUCUUUUCUUACUUCUCCUCUUCAUUGCCUCCGUCUUCGCCGUCCGGGGGCAGGAGUUGCGCCGCGUUGCACCUCGGCUUCGCGACCCUGUGCACGGAGACACGAACGCGAAGCGACUCGCAAGGGGCUUACCUCUUUUACCCCCAGCUCGAAGGAAGAAUAUUGAAGCCUCACGAACUGAGGCUGCCAGAAGGGCACAGGCAAGCGACACAAAUGUUUGGAUGGGAAAACUCCAAGUAGCCGACUCGAAUGGAACGACCCUUGGAUACCUCGCGCUGGCUGAUUAUGGCAAUCGGUACACCGUACGUGAGGAGUCGGAUGCCGCUACCUUCACAGCCUCGCUAAAUCCUCAGAGUGGUAUGACCUUCAGAAAUAAUAAUCCUCAAACUCCCUAUCCCUAUUUGGCGGGUCUCAUCGAACCGGAUGUUAUACUCCGUUGGAUGAAGACAACCUCUGCUAUUUUGGGGGGUUCAGCAUCGAAAUCUUCGCCCAAUAACAAACCUCAACUUGCCAUGAGUGAGCCACAAGUUGUUUCUAUAGAUGGAAUGCAAUUCGAGACUGCGAUUUGGAGCUGCAACUCAACUGGAGGCCUCACACCCGACGGGUGGACGGACCGUGAUGGGGGCCAGCCAGAGUUAUUCAUCGUGUGGGAUGGAAUGUCACAGACUAUCUAUCUCACUGCAGAUCGGGACGGCGUCGUCGCUAAUAAUCCUGACCCACAUGUUGUGACAUUAUCUCUGUCUUCCAACUAGAUAGAUAGCUUUGCUCCAGAUUUAAUAACUGGUGAUCGCCGCCUGACGCGGCAGAACCCACCACUCCUUUCCCUUGAUACAACAUGUAUUUGGAUGAGUACAAAGAGAGGAUUAAAGGCUGCUUUGCAGCCAUGACCUCGCUUUCCAAUCACAUGAACACUGCUAGG
This is a messenger RNA of Cantharellus anzutake, 1084 nucleotides long. RefSeq lists its product as uncharacterized. The record is from RefSeq and is a predicted model, not a curated record. The coding region runs from base 150 to 917 and encodes 255 amino acids. Lineage: Eukaryota; Fungi; Basidiomycota; Agaricomycetes; Cantharellales; Hydnaceae. The transcript has 7 exons.